AAGCUUGUUCCUAUAUAAACUUCCACUUGGUGCAUCUUCUUGUUAUCAGGGAACUUUAGCAUUAACAUUCCCAAGAGAAAGAUACAGGGAAAGAGAAAAAAGAGAGAGCUAGAGAGAGAUGGAGCUCAAUGAACAUAGUUUCUUAGAGGAGCUGUUAGCUCUUAGAAGAGACAGUUCAUGGGAAACCAUUCCCCCCGAAAUGAAUGAGUUCUUGUCUAGUAGCACCUGGAGUAGUUUAGAUUACUUCGAUAAUCAAAACCCACCACCAUUUUUCCCCCAGUCUUCUUCCGGCCAAGAAUUGUCACCUCCAUUUGAACCAAACUUGAACAACUACCACAACAAUACCACUUUCAAUGAAGUGUACUAUCCCUUAGGCUUUGGUACUGACGAACUGCUCUCAGCUCCACAGGUCACCACUGAUUCGUCUUACAACACACUCGGUGAUACGCCGCCGUUUCCUGUUCAGGAAGACAACAAUCCAUGGUCCAUGCUCGAAGAAGAAGAGCUGAGUUUACUUGGAGAUGAAAUACACAACUUGGAGACUCAGGCUGCUGCUUGUAAAGUGGAGCCGACUCAGUCCUCCUCCUCCCCUGAAGCAGCUCCUGUCUUCAACAUGGGUAUGUGUGUAGAAAGAAACAGCAGAACUAGCAAGAAGUUGCAGGGGCAGCCAUCAAAGAAUCUAAUGGCUGAGAGAAGAAGAAGAAAGCGGUUAAAUGACCGCCUUUCGAUGCUAAGAUCAAUUGUUCCCAAGAUAAGUAAGAUGGACAGAACAUCUAUACUUGGAGACACCAUAGAUUACAUGAAAGAACUCCUGGACAGAAUCAACAACUUGCAGCAUGAAAUUGAAGAAAGUGGUUCAGAUCAGUUGAAUGUGAUGAGACUUUUCAAGGAUAUGAAACCAAAUGAAAUGCUAGUGAGGAACUCACCCAAGUUUGAUGUUCAAAGGAGGAAUGUGGACACAAGGAUUGAGAUUUGCUGUGCAGGAAAGCCAGGGUUAUUACUAUCCACAGUUACUACCUUGGAAGCAUUAGGCCUUGAGAUUCAACAGUGUGUUAUUAGCUGCUUUAAUGAUUUUGCAAUGCAAGCUUCUUGUUCAGAGGGUUUGGAUCAGAGAACACUAGUAACUUCUGAGGACAUGAAGCAAGCACUGUUUAGAAAUGCAGGAUAUGGAGGAAGGUGUUUGUAAUUGACUAAUGCCAAGAAUAAAUGGGAGAGGAAAAAGGAAAAGUAAGAACUUUGUGGUAAAAGUGUUUUGGGGAGAUGGCUUUUUGCAAGUCUGUGGAAGUUCAAUGCAUGACAGUUGCAAUUGAGAUGGAGGAUCUAAUUUUCUUUGUUCCUUAAAUAAUAAUGUAUGUUUGUGGAGGAACAUUUGCUGCUUCAGUAGGAGAAGUUCAAUAGUGUUAAAGUUUAUUUUUUAUCCAACAUUCCAAAAGAAGAAUUUGUGUUUUUUAUAUUUAGGUAUCCAAGAAAAUGCUCAAAUUAGUCAAUAAUCAACCAAAAAUCUCUUUGGUGAUUAGCGGUUGUUGAUUUCAAAUCAAAUUGGAUGGAGAGCAGGGUAUGAUGCUGUAAGAAAGCUUUCUAUGGAUGUGGUUUCUGUCCUAUGAGAUCAUAUAUUUAUAUGGACAUAUUUUGCAUAUAAAGAACAGAUGGUGAUAGAUUGUUCUUACUA
This is a messenger RNA of Rosa rugosa (rugosa rose), 1669 nucleotides long. Its product is annotated as transcription factor bHLH93-like. The record is from RefSeq and is a predicted model, not a curated record. Gene Ontology annotation, molecular function: DNA-binding transcription factor activity; protein dimerization activity; sequence-specific DNA binding. NCBI's taxonomy places the organism in Eukaryota, Viridiplantae, Streptophyta, Magnoliopsida, Rosales, Rosaceae. The transcript has 4 exons. Gene Ontology annotation, biological process: regulation of DNA-templated transcription. Gene Ontology annotation, cellular component: nucleus. Bases 119 to 1186 code for a protein of 355 amino acids.